Seminavis robusta is the source of this 2004-nucleotide messenger RNA. The record is from the annotation of a GenBank genome assembly. NCBI's taxonomy places the organism in Eukaryota, Bacillariophyta, Bacillariophyceae, Naviculales, Naviculaceae.
AUGAUGUUCUACAACUCUAUUCUUUCUGGCAUGUUUGCCUGCCUCUUUCUUUGCUGUCCACGGCACACGUACGUGCACGCCCAGGAUGUCAACACUUUCUAUCAAGUGCACGACCUGGUCCGCAAUGGCUUCGGGGACUCCAACUUCAAGACGAUUGUUAGACUUGCCUUUCAUGAUGCAAUGGGGGGCGUGGACGGCAGAUUACAAGAAUCCGAUUCCGAGCACAAUGGCCUCUUGGGAGUGUUGGAAGACUUGGGCGAUCUGUAUGAUGACAAUCAAGCCGAUCUCAGCCCCUUGGGCCGGUCGGAUUUCUUUGCAUGGGCCUAUAUCAGCGCAUUCUAUCUGACAGUUCCUGGCAAUCCCCCGUGGGUUCCCUUGAACUUUGGAAGGGCAGACGUGGGCAAUGGAGCCUCUGAGGACAAGCCUCCUGGUGGAGAGUUUGGCAGCCCGGACCAUUCGGCUGUUCUCAGCUAUUUCUCCUCCAACUUUGGCUUUAGUGAAAAUGAUGCUGCAAUCAUUCUCGGUGCUCAUACGUUGGGCGGAGCAGACACUGGGAAUUCGGGCUUUACUGGUGACUGGACGGACACUCCGGACACGUUUGAUUCUGAAUAUUACGAGACAAUGGAGGAUCCUGGAGGCAGCGGUCGCUGGGAGCAGGUUGAGGAAGGCGACGUAUUCCAAUGGCGUUGGGGAUGCAAUGGUGGAGGAGGUUGCCGUGACCUUAUGCUGAAUGUUGACAUGUCGCUUAUGUUUGAUAUCACGUACGACAGUGAAGGUCGUGCCAUCCUCCCAGCAGGAUCUAGCUGCGACUCGGAUCGUAUCUUUGAUGAUUGCUUUCCUCGGCGGAGUGGUGGCACUGAGGACGUUGUCUCUGAGUUUUCAGGAGGAGGUAACGAUGACAGCUUUCGUUCCCAAUUUGCAGAGGUGUACGGUCGUCUGAUUGACCGAGUCAAGACGUCCUCCUCUCUUAGUAGCAUUUCGCAACCAGGGGAUUGGCCCAAUGGACUCGGUGAUCUCAAUGACGGUGACGGCGGUGACGGAGGUGACGGAGGAGGCAAUGACAAUCCUGACGGCAGUGGUGUCUGUUUCUCGGGAAUUGAUACAGUGGAAGUCGAGAGCCGGGGACGCAUCCCAAUGAAAGAUUUGAAGGUUGGCGAUCUGGUUCGCAGUGGGCCCAGCAAGUCCGACUGGGAGCCCAUCUAUGGGUUUGGUCAUUUGCACCCUACCAAAUCUGCAGCGUACCUGCAGAUCCACACCGAGGGGAAUAGAACGCCUCUGGAACUGACGGGCAAUCACUUGAUCUACAGCGUGGUCCAAUCUACGUUGGAGUCUAAGCUGAUCCCUGCAGCCCAGCUCAAGCCAGGAGACUUUGUGGAAGUGGUGGAAGUAAUAUCAGAGGGCGACAAUGAGGCUGUACAUGAUGUGCACUUGCAUUCCGUCACAGUGACCAAGAUCACGAAGGUCAAAAGACGUGGGUUGUACAUGCCAUUGACUCCCAGCGGCAGAAUCUUGGUGAAUGGAGUCGUCUCCAGUUGCUACGUGUCUCUGAACGCUGAGCUGCCACCAAGUGUUGCCGAGUCGAGUUCCUGGUUCUUGUCAGAAAGUGCAGUGUUGCAUUGGUGGCUAGCACCUCACCGCAUUGCUGUAAUGGCCGGCCUUUCUGGGUCCUUCAUGGACGACAUGGACGAGAAUGGGUAUCUCCAGUGGCUGAUGUAUGGAAAGAAAUUGGCAGAGUACGCAGAAGACCAAGGUUUAAUGAUCCAAGUUGGAUUGAUUGGGUUUCCCUUGCUGGUUGUGUUGGCUGUCAUCAACCUUUUGGAGGCUCUGGUUGGAGCUGCUGGAGUUCCCAAGUUGAUCUUUUGGUUGCUAGUAAUAGUCUGGCUGAUCUGUACAAUCUGUACCGGUACAACAACGGUACAAGUUGGUCAUGGCAAGCCUAUGCAUAUUAAUACCAGUACAUGUACAUGUACUGGGAAGGAUCGCAACAAGAGCAGCCUGUUAUGA